Xenopus tropicalis (tropical clawed frog) is the source of this 7517-nucleotide messenger RNA. RefSeq names its product afadin, adherens junction formation factor (gene afdn). The coding region runs from base 999 to 6707 and encodes 1902 amino acids. Gene Ontology annotation, cellular component: adherens junction; cell-cell junction; cytoplasm. The record is from RefSeq and is a predicted model, not a curated record. Gene Ontology annotation, biological process: cell differentiation; signal transduction; cell junction organization. NCBI's taxonomy places the organism in Eukaryota, Metazoa, Chordata, Amphibia, Anura, Pipidae. The transcript is spliced from 34 exons.
UUCCACAGCUCCGGGAAACCUGUGUGGAUGCACCUGCUGAUGUACUUGCUGUUUCUGUAGGUUGCAGUGGGGCUUUCUCUAGCGUGAGGACUCACGAGUGGGCUACUAAAGGAUUACAUUACAUUACAGUCUUCCUCAUGACACACUGUGUUCUGCUUGGAAAUGACAUAUUUCGUAACAACCUAAAAUGCCCCCAAAACGUGCCUUAAAUGUAAAGUUAUGGAAUUCAAUGUGUGCGCUUUAAUUGGCAUCUCAAGAAAACCACUUGGGGUUUUUGGAAUCGACGAACUACAACUUGCAGAUACUCCGGCAACAGCUCAUGUGAGGAAGCAGGAGGUGGAAAGGGCCGCCUGAUGCCCGAACGAGUAAGACACGUGAUAGCAGGGGAUUCGUUGUGGGCAUCACGAUGCUUUAUGCGCUUGCAGGCAUGACAUGAACAGGCCAGACGGCACGCAAUCCCACAGCAAUAGCUGCCCGGCGCACUGAGCACGGGAGCGCGCAGCCCAUAGCGGGAGCGCGCAGAGCUUUGUGCAAAUAGGAGGAGUAAAGCGGCGGCAGGAGCUUGUGGCCAGUGGGAGGGAAGGGAAGGAGAUAAGGAAGCUGGGCAGACAGUAACUUGGAACGCUGAACCUGAUCGAACUGGAAUUCCUCUUACAUACUUUACAUUGCGAAGGCCCGUCGCACCCCUUUUACUGCGACAUUGAGUAUGUUUUGUAGAUCCUGAAAGAAUACAGUGCAAAUUUGCUUUAGAUAAAUGAUUCGGUAUUUUUUAAAGAAGAGACGAGAAAGGAAGAUAACUGGAAGCUCAGGCGAUCACGUUCACCCGGGAGAUUCUAACAGGAGGAGUUAUUAUGGGAUAAUUUUUUUUUUUUUUAAUGCGUCAAGUGUUUAGAGGAUUAUUUCAUUGCCGUCGGUGCUUAUUUUUCUUUGUGCGUCUUCCUUCACCUUUGGACUUUGGCGCUGUCAAUAACACGAAGCGGGUGUGAGGGCCGAUCAACAUGUCGGGGAGUCGGGAAGAGGAGCGCCGCAAACUGGCAGACAUCAUUAACCACUGGAACGCCAACCGGCUCGACCUGUUCGAGAUCAGCCAGCCCACCGAGGAUCUGGAGUUUCAUGGAGUCAUGCGCUUUUACUUUCAAGAUAAAGCUGCUGGAAAUUUUGCCACAAAAUGUAUUAGAGUUUCCAGCACUGCCACAACACAAGAUGUCAUUGAAACUCUGGCAGAGAAAUUUCGUCCAGAUAUGAGAAUGCUGUCUUCCCCUAGAUACUCUUUGUAUGAAGUUCAUGUCAGUGGAGAAGAAAGAAAACUUGACUUUGAAGAGAAGCCUCUUGUGGUUCAACUUAAUUGGAAUAAGGACGAUCGGGAAGGAAGAUUUGUUCUAAAGAAUGAAAAUGACAUCUUUCCAGCUAAAAAGGCUCAAAGCAAUGGACCAGAGAAACAGGAGAAAGAGGGUGUAAUCCAGAAUUUUAAGAGGACCUUGUCAAAAAAGGAAAAAAAAGAGAAAAAAAGACGUGAGAGGGAUAUUUUGAAGCAGUCAACAGAUAAUGAAGAUAGGCCUCAAGUGAGAGAUGAUAGUGAGAACUUACAGUUAGCUAUGGAGGUAUACAAAGAUAUGCCAGAGACCAGUUUUACUCGCACAAUAUCUAACCCAGAAGUGGUUAUGAAAAGAAGACGGCAGCAAAAAUUGGAAAAAAGAAUGCAAGAAUUUCGCAGCUCUGAUGGACGACCAGACUCGGGCGGGACAUUGAGGAUUUAUGCUGACAGUUUAAAACCAAAUAUACCAUACAAAACAAUCUUGUUGUCCACUAAUGAUACCGCAGAUUUUGCUGUUAUAGAAGCUUUAGAAAAAUAUGGAAUGGAGAAAGAAAACCCCAAGGAAUAUUGCAUUGCUAAGGUUGUAUUGCCACCUGGAGCUCAGCACUCAGACAAAGGCAUGAAAGAAUUUAUUCUAGAUGAUGAAGAAUGCCCUCUUCACAUAUUCAGGGAUUGGCCAAGUGAGAAAGGUGAACUUGUGUUCCAGUUAAAAAGACGGCCGACAGAUAGUCUUCUAAAGCAAAACCGAAAACAUGAAAGCAAAUCGGGAAAGAGCAAGGAGAGGGGCGACCACUAUUCUUUAUCGCUUUCUCCUGAUAAACUGCCUUAUUUGGUUGAGUUAAGUGCAGAUGGAUCAGACUCUAGAGAUAAGCCCAAGCUUUACCGUUUGCAACCGAGUGUCACAGAAGUUGGAACUGAAAAAUUUCAGGAUAAUUCCAUCCAGUUGUUUGGCCCAGGAAUACAACAUCACCAUUGUGACCUAAAUAACAUGGAUGGGGUAGUCACAGUUACUCCAAGAAGCAUUGAUGCUGAUACCUAUGUAGAUGGUCAUCGUAUCUCUGAGACUACUAUGCUGCACAGUGGAGUUACGGUUCAGUUUGGUUCUUCACAUGUGUUCAAAUUUGUUGAUCCCAACCUUGAUCACUUACUGGGUAAAAGGCUUUCUGAUGCUGGGCAAAUUGGUAAAAACCAAAGGAGCAAACAAGGGUUGCAAGAAACUACUUUUGGGCUAGAAGGUGAAGUACUUGGAGAUGUCACAUUGCCAGUAAAUAAGAUGGUCAGCAAACUGGACAAUGACAGAACUCCAGGUAUGACAGAGAGAGGAAUGGUGAAACCUAUAAUAAGAAUGGACAAGCAACAAGAUCAACGUGUGCAAAAUGGCAGAUCUCAAGAUUCCCAAGGACCAGAAAACGUGUUGCCUGCAAAUAUUGAAUUUAGAGAAAAUUCUGAAGAUGCCUUUUUGUCUGCCAUUAUUAACUAUACAAACAGUUCUACUGUGCAUUUCAAACUUUCACCAACAUAUGUGCUAUAUAUGACCUGUCGGUAUGUAUUGUCCAACAAAUACAGACCAGAUACAAGCCCUGCUGAGCGAACACACAAGGUUAUUGCUGUUGUGAACAAGAUGGUUGGAAUGAUGGAAAGUGUAAUCCAGGAAAUAGACAAAGGUAACCAGAAGCAAAAGAAUAUUGCUGGAGCUCUUGCUUUCUGGAUGGCAAACGCUUCAGAGCUUCUCAAUUUCAUAAAGCAAGACCGAGAUCUCAAUCGUAUCACAUUGGAUGCACAAGAUGUUCUUGCACAUUUAGUUCAGAUGGCAUUCAAAUACCUGGUUCACUGUCUUCAAUCUGAAUUGACCAGCUCUAUGCCUGCUUUUAUAGAUGAUCCAGAAGAAAAUGAUUCCCAAAGGCCUAAAAUAGAAGACGUUUUGCAUACUCUGACAGGUGCCAUGUCACUUCUAAGACGUUGCCGGGUCAACGCAGCACUAACUAUUCAGCUGUUCUCGCAGCUAUUCCAUUUCAUCAACAUGUGGCUGUUCAACAGGCUUGUAACAGAUCCAGACUCUGGUUUAUGCUCUCACUAUUGGGGGGCAAUAAUUCGGCAGCAGCUUGCACACAUUGAGGCAUGGGCUGAAAAACAAGGCCUCGAAUUAGCUGCAGAUUGUCAUCUUAGCAGAAUAGUUCAGGCUACUACUCUUCUCACUAUGGACAAGUACUCGCAUCAGGAUAUUCCAAAUAUUAAUAAUACAUGUUUUAAGCUGAAUUCCUUACAACUGCAAGCCCUAUUGCAAAAUUACCACUGUGCUCCUGAUGAACCGUACAUCCCAACGGAGUUGAUAGACAGUGUGGUGUCUGUAGCUGAAAACACUGCAGAUGAAUUGGCUCGAAGUGAUGGCAGAGAAGUUCAGCUUGAGGAGGAUCCUGAUCUGCAACUCCCUUUCCUUUUGCCUGAAGAUGGUUAUUCAUGUGAUGUGGUUAGAAAUAUUCCUAAUGGCCUUCAAGAGUUUUUAGAACCGCUCUGCCAGAGAGGUUUUUGCAGACUUGUCCCUCACUCACGGUCACCAGGCAUGUGGACAAUUUACUUUGAAGGAGCUGAAUUUGAAAAUAAUUUGUUGACCGACAAUACAGACCUGCCAUUAAGAAAAGAACCUGAAAUAAUCACUGUGACACUUAAAAAGCAGAAUGGAAUGGGUUUGAGUAUUGUUGCAGCAAAGGGUGCUGGACAAGAAAAACUUGGGAUUUACAUUAAGUCUGUGGUGAAAGGCGGUGCUGCAGAAGUGGAUGGUCGUUUAGCUGCAGGGGACCAACUUAUAAGUGUGGAUGGGCAAAGUUUAGUUGGUUUGUCCCAAGAAAGAGCUGCAGAGCUUAUGACUAGAACUGGGGCCGUAGUAACCCUUGAGGUCGCAAAGCAAGGCGCAAUAUACCAUGGACUUGCCACACUACUAAACCAACCAUCUCCUCUCAUGCAAAGAGAUCGACGUGGCUCAGGAAAACCACGACCAAAGAGUGAAGGUUUUGAGCUUUACAAUAAUGCUUCCCAAAAUGGGUCUCCUGAUAGCCCCCAGACACAAUGGCCAGAAUACACCGAACCCAAAAAGUUACCAGGCGAUGAUAAACUAAUGAAAAACCGUGCAGAUCAUCGAUCCAGUCCUAAUGUGGCCAAUCAACCCCAGAGUCCAGGUGGAAAAACUACUUAUUCAAGCAGCUCAACAGUGAAGAUAACAUCUGUCUCCACUGGAAACCUAUGCACUGAGGAACAGACUGCACCAGCAAGACCAGAAGCUUAUCCUAUCCCUACACAAACAUAUGCAAGAGAGUAUUUUACUUUUCCAACUCCAAAAUCUCAAGAUAGAAUAGGACCAGCUCAGAACCAAUGGCAAGGCUAUGAGGAUAAUUUCCAAGUUCAGAUGGGUAACAACCAUGCCAGAAAUACUUCGGCUCAACAAGUUGCUUAUUCUGAGGAAGAGCUAAGGGAUAAUUUAACAUUCCAGUCAGAAAGAGGGCGCGUUGAACCCCAAGUGCGGAAAGAUGUGGAACAUCUGGAUGGUAAUGAUACUUGGUUCAAUCGAGGCUCGUCUAUGGAAUCAAGUGCAUCUUGUCAAGACCUUAAUAAUUCAAAGACACAUUCUGUAGGUUCUUUGAGCAAAACAGGACCUGGUCGCUGGAAAACACCAAUUUCUUCUCAGUCAGCUACUGUUCUUUUGCCGCAGCCUGUUAGAACAGACCUUCCUCCUCCACCACCUCCACCAGUUCAUUAUGGAGCAGAAUUUGAGGGAGUCCCAAUAGAUUUACCUCUACCACCCCCACCAUCUGAGAGCCAACUAGGGCUUUCAACAAACUCACAGGCAGCUGCACUAGAAAGAAAGAAGCGGGAAGAACAUCAGAGGUGGUAUGAGAAAGAGAAGGCACGUUUGGAAGAAGAAAGAGAAAGGAAAAGGCGAGAGCAGGAAAGAAAGCUAGGCCAGGUUCGUCCUCAGCCACCAACUAUACCUCCACAACCAGUAAAUCCACAAUCUCCUCCGUUGAUUCCUCCUCCAAAUGUUGCACAAGCCAGAACAGAGAAACCUGCCACUCUUCCUCGGCAACAAGAAACUGUUAUCAGGGAGCUACAACCUCAGCAGCAGCCACGAACCAUAGAAAGAAGAGACCUCCAGUACAUUACAGUCAGUAAAGAGGAGCUUUCUUCCAGUGACAGCCUUUCCCCAGAUCCCUGGAAAAGGGAUGCCAAGGAGAAGCUAGAAAAACAGCAGCAGAUGCAUAUAGUGGAUAUGCUGAGCAAAGAGAUCAAUGAACUGCAAAACAAGCCUGACCGAACUUCUGAAGAAAAUGACCGACUCCGCAAAUUAAUGCUUGAAUGGCAGUUUCAGAAGAGACUACAAGAGUCCCAGCAGAAGGAUGACGAUGACGACGAUGACGAUGAUGAUGAUGAUGAUGUGGAUACCAUGCUCAUCAUGCAGCGUCUGGAAGCUGAAAGGAAAGCAAGGCAGACCGCUAUGCCAGCAAUCUCUAUUCUAGAUUUGUUACAGGAUGAAGAACGGAGACGGCAACAACAUUUGGAAGAGGCGCGCAAACGGGAGGCAGAAGAUCGCCUUAGGCAGGAAGAAGAGCAUCGUCAUCAAGAGGAGGAGCGGGCAAGGAGAGAGGCUGAAGAAAAGAGGAGACAGGAAGAAGAGUACUACAACCGCUUGGAAGCUGAGAGGCGCAGAAUUCAUGAAGAAGCAGAGCGGCGAUUGUUAGACCCUGAAGAGCCUGGUCUGUACAGACCUCCACUCCCACGGGAAUAUGAGCUUUCCUCCCCAACCCUCCCACCUAAUCCUCCGCCUCCCCCUCCUCAGCGUAACACCUCUUACCUCAAAACACAAGCCCUCUCCCCUGACACAGUUUACACUGCCAAGUUUGUUACAUACACUGAUGAUGAGGAAGACACAAACCUAUCAGGUCAGGAUAAGUACUCCAGCAUGAGAAAAUCUUAUGGUGACCUCCCUCCAGCUGCUCAUAAACCACAGCUGCCUGCUGCACGGCUGCCUCGUCCUGUAUCCGAUGGCAUCUUUCUUUCCGGCUCAUUUCAGCCCCCUUCAGCCAAUGCCAACAGUACUGCUUCCAAAACGGGUCCACCUAUAGCAAAUAAACCAAGUUUCCUCCAUUACAGCAGCUCCAAAGGACCAAAUUCUUAUUCUGGAUCAUCUGGUGCAGCAGUUCCUGGUAAUGAAGUUUAUAAAGAUCCGAGGGAUGUGCGACUAAAAAGCCAAGAUGGAGAAGCUUAUAGCACUGGUGGAGCCCCAGAGAGCCUAACCUUUAAGGAGCGCCAGCGGCUCUUCUCUCAGGGCCAGGAUGUGUCUAACAAAGUGAAAGCUUCCAGAAAAUUAAUGGAACUGGAAAAUGAGUUAAACACAAAAUAAUCUUGGACAUACACUGAUAAGGCACCAUUUCUAAUAAAGGGACUUUGGUGGAAAACAUUAAAUAAAUAUAUAUAUAUAUAUAUAUAUAUAUAUAUAUAUAUAUAUAUAUAUAUAUAUAUAUAUAUAUAUAUAUAUAUAUAUAUAUAUAUAUAUAUAAAAUAUAAACACACACAUUUUUUUUUCUAUGUAAAGAGUGAUUUUAAGAUUGAGGUAAUCUAAAAAUAUAGAAACACCAUUAUAGCUAAAGCAAUUAUUGUUACACUAAGCAUAGUUUGUUUUUUGGGUUUUUUUUGUUUGUUUUUUUUAUACAAAUGAAACACUAAUGUACAUUUUUUAAUUAUAUAAAUCUCUUGAAACAGAUUCAAGUAUGGGGAACACAAAUAAUUACUGAUAUUCGUGUCUUUUUUUUUUUUUUUUUAACUUGUGUUCAAGCAAUCGGCUCAGAUCUGAGCAGGAGUCAUGUUCCCCUGUGUUUUUGCGUCUACUGAAAUUUAAACUGGCUAGGCUGCAUUAUCCUUCUUAUAAAAUGCAUCUUAUUUGAUUGCACAUUAUAAUGUGCACUGCCUUUUUACUGUGUGUGUGCAUGUGUGUGUGCUUGGGUGCGUGUGUGCGUUCCAUGUCUGUAAAAUAACAUUUUUGAGUACCUCUUUACCAAACUUGAUACAUUACUGAAGAAGAGUGGGAGAAGCUUUAUGGUUUCUGUUGCACAAUGCUAUAAUAUAUAAAUUGGUUCUCCACAUACAUAUUAAGUAUUAUGGUUUUGUAAUAGAAAAAUAGAAAUUUUAUAAAUAAAGUAUCUUUUCUGCAAAU